AUGACACCUAAAAUUUCUAGGGCACAUAAAAGACCAAAGAAAGAAUUGUACGAGUACAUUACUGAUGAUUACAUCAAACAACAAGACGAAGAAGAACGCAGACAAAAGGAGACAUUAAUUUUUCAAUUAUAUGGAAGGAACUGUUAUCUCGAAGGACCCUUGCCCGUUACUGACGAUGACAAUGAACUUAACCACGAGAAAGCUUUUCGUCUCAAUAAUAACGAUUGCGACUUGAAUUCUGGGGGUGGUGGUGAUGAUGAUCAUGGUGGACGGAACAACGAUGAAGAAUCAUCUUGGACUCAACCUGUACCUGUCAGUGAGGUUGCUACUACCCAGCCUGUCACUACCCGGCCUGUCAGCCCCCAACCUGUCACAUCCCAGCCUGUCAGCAUUGAGCCCGUUGUCAACUUGAAUCAACACAGAAGCAAGUUACAGAAGCUUUCCGCAACCUGGAAGGACCUUAUGAAGGUCUUUCCAAAAGCAUAUCUGGCUUUUUUGGGUCGUAAUGGCGGCUUGCCCAACAUGUUGGAUGGCCAAGAUAGUCUUAUGGGUCCUUCUUGUGGGUGUCCCGAUGACUAUAUUAAGUUAGCUAAAGUCAACUUCUUUUUUGUCUGGGGUGUAAAAGAGAGCGAAGGAUUUUUUUACUGUAGCCAUUGCAAUACCUUGCCUGUUGCUUUGGUAGAAUCUGGAUUUUUUCCUUUGUCACCAAACAGACCAACAGGUGCUGUGCAUUUCAGUCUCUGUGAUUUUUUUCUCAGACUAAGAAAUACAUUUGCAGGUUCUGCUGAGAAGAUAUCAAGCUUUUAUGACGCCUGGGCUACUGGCACCGAGAAGGCCACUAUCUCGGAGGAAAAAUGCUCAAGUACCAUCCUUCUUUAUCAUAAGAUGGUUGAGCUGUCGGAACAGAUGAAGAAUGAAGACUUGAUCCAGUCAUUUGACAAGUCAGAGAAGCCUGGGACUAAGGGUACCUCUAUCACCGCCACCAAGGAUGUCACCACUGCCAAGAGCCCUACCACCAAGAAGUCUACGGUGGAAGAACCCCGGAUCUGUCAAGUUUUGGUGCACCAGAACCGCACCUCAGCCAUCUAUCCUGUCCGUGGUGUCUUAGGCAGUGGCUGCGCUAGACAUGAUACUGUGUUCCAACUUGCAGACAUGAACGCCGGGGAAGGGUUUAAGUAUCCCUUGGUUGCUAUUUCUUUUGUUGAGAACCAGCUUGGUAGAAAGGUUCCUUUACAUGUCAUGUACGAUAUUGUAUGCAAAUUGGAGCCAUCUAUCAAGCUAAACUUCCCCGGAAGCGUCGGUUCUGACCGCUUGGGUCUAUCUGUCUUCCAUGCCUACGCCCAUGUAAUGCACUGUCAGGUCAAGUACACCCUGAGGUAUAUCGAAAAAUUUGGGUUGAUUGACGGUGAAGACAUGGAAAGACUUUGGUCUUACCUGGCCAAGUACAUUACCUUAACCAAGCCCAUGAUGCCCGAGAACCGGCGGUAUGUCCUGUAUAUGGCUGUCAAAUACAAGGACACAGUAGUCAAAUUCAAUAUGGCCAAAGUAUUGAGAGAAAACAUAUCAGCUUGA
This is a messenger RNA of Mucor mucedo, 1572 nucleotides long. RefSeq lists its product as uncharacterized. The transcript has 8 exons. The coding region runs from base 1 to 1572 and encodes 523 amino acids. NCBI's taxonomy places the organism in Eukaryota, Fungi, Mucoromycota, Mucoromycetes, Mucorales, Mucoraceae. The record is from RefSeq and is a predicted model, not a curated record.